CAGUCUUUCUCACAUCCUGGAUAUUGGAUUAACUGCCUGCAUUUCUAAAUAAUCUUUAACAUUGUAAGGGCCCCAAAACCCUCAGCAGAAGUGAAGAGAGACAAAACUUGGCUCUGAGCCACACACCUAAGAGCCUGAUCAGAGAAGUAGGUUUUGAGGAGUUUCUCGAAAGUGGAAGGAAAUGGAAGGUUGAGCAACUUAGGCUGGGAGGUCCAGUCUUGAAGGCACGUCCGCCACUGUGGGACAGAUGGAACAAGUGGACCUGCACUGACAAGCGGGCCAGCCAUGCAGCGGGAGAAGCUGAAGUGCAAGAACCUCCACGAGUACAUGAGGAGCCUCAGCCCAGCCAUCCUCGACAAGCUGUACAAUCACCCGGCCACCUGCCUGGCUGUCUUCAGGGAGCUGCCGGCGCUGGCUCAGAAUUACGUGAUGCGGCUGCUGUUCUUGGACCAGCCCUUGCCCCAGGCCGCCGUGGCGUUCUGGGUGAAGAAAGAUAACCAACGAGACCACGACGACUGCAUGAGUAUUCUGACAGGGCUUCGACUCUGGCAUUCCCAGCAGCUCCCCGGUGGGCUCCAGGGCCUGGUCCUCAACCCCAUCUUCAAAGAGAAUCUGCGCAUCGCACUGCUUGGCGGGGGUAAAGCGUGGGCAGAUGACACCAGCCAGCUGGGACCAGACAAGCACGCUCGAGACAUCACCUCCCUGGACAAGUACGCCAUGGAACGGUGGGAGGUGAUUCUGCACUUCAUGGUGGGCUCUCCCAGCGCGGCUGUCAGCCAGGACCUGGCUCAGCUCCUCAUUCAAGCCGGACUCAUGAAGAGCGAAGGAACAGAGGCUCCAUGCAUCACGUCAGCCGGGUUCCAGUUCCUUCUGCUUGACACUUCCUCCCAGCUCUGGUACUUCAUGCUGCAGUAUCUCCAAACAGCCGAGUCCAGAAAAAUGGACCUGGUUGAGAUUUUGUCCUUCGUGUUCCAGCUGAGCUUCUCCACAUUGGGCAAGGAUUACUCCGUGGAAGGGAUGAGCGACUCUCUGCUGACCUUCCUGCAGCACUUGCGGGAAUUCGGGCUGGUCUUCCAGAGAAAGCGUAAAUCACGGAGGUUUUACCCGACGCGCCUGGCCAUUAACCUGGCGCUGGGUGUGUCAGGCAGCACGGUCGACGUGCAUCGUCAAGGCUACAUCGUCGUGGAGACAAACUACAGGAUCUACGCCUACACUGACUCUGAGCUCCAGCUCGCCCUCAUCGCACUUUUCUCCGAGAUGCUUUACCGCUUCCCCAACCUGGUGGUGGCCCAGCUCAGCCGGGAGAGCGUGCAGCAGUCCAUUGCCAACGGGAUCACCGCCGAGCAGAUCAUCCACUUCCUGCGGACGAGGGCCCACCCCGUGAUGCUGAAAGAGAACCCGGUGCUGCCUCCAACGAUCACCGACCAGAUCCGACUGUGGGAGAUGGAGAGGGACCGCCUGCGGUUCACAGAAGGUGUGCUGUACAACCAGUUCCUCUCCCAGGUGGACUUUGAGCUGCUCCGGAACUACUCCCGGGAUCUGGGCGUCCUGGUGUGGGAAAACCCCUCCAAGAGGCUGAUGGUGGUGACUCCCGGGGGCCACCCCGAUGUGAAGCGCUUCUGGAAGAGGCAGAAACACAACUGACAGGCUGGGGGUGUCAGGUGUAGGGGGGGUGGCCCACCCCUUCCUCCCCCAGUGGGGGCAUUGGUUGGAGGAUUCAGGGUGCAGCCACCAGCACCCGCUCCCCAAGCACUGCAGGGCAGCAAGAACCAUCCCAAACUGCCAACCAGCCUGAAUCCCGGGACCGGCAGGAUAACUGCGCCACAGCAGGGGCUUUACAAACCCCUCCCCCCCCCAACAGGAGAGAGAAGGGACUUGCCUCCCCCCCCCCCCCCACCCCGUGAGAGCCACUGUGCUGCUUCUGUGUGUUUUGCAUUUUCUUAAUAAAAGUUGGAAGA
Messenger RNA from Pristis pectinata (smalltooth sawfish), 1958 nucleotides. RefSeq names its product general transcription factor IIH, polypeptide 4 (gene gtf2h4). Bases 286 to 1644 code for a protein of 452 amino acids. Lineage: Eukaryota; Metazoa; Chordata; Chondrichthyes; Rhinopristiformes; Pristidae. The transcript is spliced from 14 exons. The record is from RefSeq and is a predicted model, not a curated record. Gene Ontology annotation, biological process: nucleotide-excision repair. Gene Ontology annotation, cellular component: transcription factor TFIIH holo complex; transcription factor TFIIH core complex. Gene Ontology annotation, molecular function: ATPase activator activity; double-stranded DNA binding.